Messenger RNA from Sparassis crispa, 1455 nucleotides. RefSeq lists its product as hypothetical. Lineage: Eukaryota; Fungi; Basidiomycota; Agaricomycetes; Polyporales; Sparassidaceae. Bases 1 to 1455 code for a protein of 484 amino acids. The transcript is spliced from 3 exons. The record is from RefSeq and is a predicted model, not a curated record.
AUGUCAGGAGGACCAGUGGAGGUUGAUCUCAGCCAGUUGAUAUCACCUCACUCAUCCCACACUCAGAAUGCUACAAGUCAUCAUCUUAAUCCAUUCCAUCAAGAUUUUCAGCCCUCAUACACUACAGGAUACUUGGAUCUCAGCAUUGCCGGAGGUGACAGCAUUAUAGCAACAAGCCCUAACCCUAUCCACACCACAGGCCGCGUCAUUGCCACAGAAACACCACUGCGAGCAAGGACAGUGGAAGACUAUGACAGCCCAUCAUGGACGGUGCUGGAGAACGAGGAAUCAGAGAAAGAGGACGACCAAUUGCAGGGUCGAACAGAGGCCAAAUUACCGAAGAUAAGGCAACGGAGGGGCAAGCAGGACACGCGCGUUCCCGCGGGACUUACGAGUCUGCUUCGAUUUGGCCCGACGGCUUCAGAGUGUGCCAUUCUACCCUUGGGAGCAGAAUCAAAAGGUCCUACAGCUGGUGUUGAAGCUGGGCCCAGCCAACAGGUUCCAGUACACCUACCUAAAGUCCCAGCACAGGGCACCGCCCAUGCGCCGGCUCCGCCACCGACGCAAGUUACUCCCAAGCGGAGAACGAUCUUCGACGGGGUAGUGAUCACCACUUCUCCGAAGUUCCUCAAGAAGACGACCAAACGCCCAGCGGACAAUGAAUACGAGAAGGUAAAUUCGUCACGUUCACGCGUUACCACCGCCCCGCCCACGCGGGCGACGCUCGACCACUCGCAUACACCUCGCACCCAGAGGGACAAUGCGGCCGGCGAUCUUGCGUCUGCACUCGCUGCUGCCUUCGCCAAUAAUAGCCAGCUGGUCGCUGCCUUCCCCGCCUCAUCACCGCCGGCUUUUCCAACCCACGACAGCUCGCGGGGCGCUCACGAAGCUGCGAAAGCCAAUGCAGGCGCGGGUGUCGCCCCUCGUGAGUUGCGCCAGCCCCCUUCGAAGAGCGUGCACGGGAAAGCUAGUGCAGUGUACUGGCAUAUCGUGGAUGAGGGGCUGGAGUCAACCGUCGCCCCAGGCGUCGUGUUGCAAAGGUACGCACAGCAUCCGGGACCAGAGAGGGAGACUCAGCUGCGGCACACCCUGGACGAGCCUGGGGUGAACAAGGGGAAGGCAAGGGAAUGGAGCGCAUACACCCACCCACGUUGGUCGCGGAUAGCGAACUUCAAGGAGAAAUUGGAUUCGUUGUUCGGGCCAGGAGAUAUUACACGAGCUGUAGGAAAGCAGCCGAGGCCGGCACGACGCGAUGCAGAAGAUGAAAGCAACAUGUCGGAUUCUAAUGGCAGCGAAAGCGCUUCAUGGAAAAGGAGUGUAGAGGAUGAGGCAGUCGUGGAGGGAAGCUCGGAGAUAGAUAUGGUGGAGGACACUCCAAAAACGAUGAAGAUGAAUGCACAGGGAGGAUCUGUGAAGCAGGUACAGCGUGCAUUUAGAUGGGCAGACGAGCUAUAG